Messenger RNA from Hydractinia symbiolongicarpus, 726 nucleotides. RefSeq names its product mediator of RNA polymerase II transcription subunit 22-like. The record is from RefSeq and is a predicted model, not a curated record. Gene Ontology annotation, molecular function: transcription coregulator activity. Gene Ontology annotation, cellular component: mediator complex. The transcript has 3 exons. Gene Ontology annotation, biological process: regulation of transcription by RNA polymerase II. NCBI's taxonomy places the organism in Eukaryota, Metazoa, Cnidaria, Hydrozoa, Anthoathecata, Hydractiniidae. Bases 28 to 447 code for a protein of 139 amino acids.
AUAUAUGUAUUUUUUAUACAAAAACAGAUGAAUCAAAGAACUGGUUCUUCACAACGAGAGGCCUUGCUAAAAUCUUAUACACGAAGACUAAAAGAUGAUAUUAAUUCCAUUCUUGAUAAUUAUACAGAAAUAAUCAAGGCUGCAAAGGUCGAAGAGGAAACACAAGUUGCUAGGUUAACACAAUCUGUAGAAGAUGGAUAUGAAAUAGAUGUUCGCGCAUCCAAUGUGGUUCGAGCUGGGGAGUCACUCAUGAAAUUAAUAUCUGAUAUAAAAGAGUUUUUGAUUUUAAACGACUUUCCUGCUGUAAAUAUGAGUCUACAGAAGCGUUCACAACACCUAAAAACAAUAGAAGAUGAAACUAAGAAGAAACUUUGGCAGCUCCGUGAACAAAUAGGAAAUGAUUUAAAAGAAUUAGAACAAGAGUAUUAUCUCUCAAAGCACAAAUAGCACACAUAUGAUAAGACAUUAAAAAGAAUUUGGCACAAUGAACAGUAAUACUAUGAUGGCUCACUGUAGAAAAUGUAACACUACCAUCUACAGUAAAUGGUGAAUUUAUCUGUAACAGUUUUGUUCCUUUACAUGCUGUGUACAUAAAUUUGUAUUUGUAGCUUUGCAUUAAAGAGACAGUUCUGGUAUUCUCUUAAGUUGUAAUUUUUCAGCUUCAUGAUUUGUUUGACUUUGUAUUAUUUAUUAGACUUUCAAGCUGGUGAAUUUCUUAUUAAAUAA